UUUCUUGCUGCCAGCUCGUUUGCCGGCCGGUCCUCUCCCCGCACGCCCCAGCCAUGCUCUCCGCCCUCGCCCGGCCUGCCGGCGCCGCUCUCCGCCGCAGCUUCAGCACCUCGGCCCAGAACAAUGCCAAGGUAGCCGUGCUGGGGGCUUCCGGAGGAAUCGGGCAGCCCCUUUCGCUUCUCCUGAAAAACAGCCCCUUGGUGAGCCGCCUGACCCUCUACGAUAUCGCGCACACACCCGGAGUGGCCGCGGAUCUGAGCCACAUCGAGACCAGAGCGACUGUGAAAGGCUACCUCGGACCUGAGCAGCUGCCAGACUGCCUGAAGGGCUGCGAUGUGGUGGUUAUUCCAGCCGGAGUCCCAAGAAAGCCAGGCAUGACACGGGAUGACCUGUUCAACACCAACGCCACCAUCGUGGCCACCCUGACGGCUGCCUGCGCCCAGCACUGCCCCGACGCCAUGAUCUGCAUCAUUUCCAACCCGGUUAACUCCACCAUCCCAAUCACGGCGGAGGUCUUCAAGAAACACGGCGUGUACAACCCCAAUAAAAUCUUCGGGGUGACGACCCUGGACAUUGUCCGAGCCAACGCUUUUGUUGCAGAGCUGAAGGGUUUGGACCCGGCUCGAGUCAGCGUUCCCGUCAUUGGCGGCCACGCCGGGAAGACCAUCAUCCCGCUCAUCUCUCAGUGCACCCCGAAGGUGGACUUUCCGCAGGACCAGCUCUCCACCCUCACCGGGCGCAUCCAGGAGGCCGGCACCGAGGUGGUCAAGGCUAAGGCCGGAGCAGGCUCUGCCACCCUGUCCAUGGCAUAUGCCGGAGCCCGGUUUGUCUUCUCCCUCGUGGAUGCAAUGAACGGGAAGGAAGGCGUUGUCGAGUGUUCCUUUGUCAAGUCCCAGGAAACGGACUGUCCGUAUUUCUCCACGCCAUUGCUGCUGGGGAAAAAGGGCAUCGAGAAGAAUCUAGGCAUCGGCAAAAUCUCCCCUUUUGAAGAGAAGAUGAUCGCCGAGGCCAUUCCUGAGCUGAAAGCCUCCAUCAAGAAAGGAGAGGAGUUUGUCAAGAACAUGAAAUGAGCAGGCGGUUGGCGAGCAGUCCGCUUCCUUAACUUAUUCGGGCAUCAUGUCACUGUAAAGCCAUUUCAGACCCCUCUGUCUCCUCCCUUUGCUUUGGUGAUGAGUGUCCUGUUUACAAAGCACCCCUUCCAAAUCUCGGGGCAUCUCUCGGUGCAUCCGUAAAGCAGGCUCUGGUCUUGUUUUUGAGAGUCUCCUCCGGUUGAAUACUCGGCUUUCUUCCCCAACAGAGCUGACUGCAGAGUGUCCAUCGUGAUUCGGAACUAGAUGUGUUUCCAAAAUAGACGGAAGCAUGAUGGUCUGUCAGUAGCUUCAGAUCUCACACCUUUAUCAGUAACUGCUUCUCCCACCCUGCCCUCUGCUCCGUCGAGUCCCUCGGGUGUGUGGGCUGAAGGAAGGGCUGGCUGCAUCCGAGAGGGUGGCAGCCCGGUGGCCAACGCCAGGCUGCCGUCUUAUGUUCCAAGCUUGUUUCUGUGUGUGUUUUCUGGCCAAACAAACAGCACCAUUGGCUGGAUUUCGUUGUCUAAUUCUGAUCAAGCCCUGAAAUUCAGUGGCAGUGACAAUCCACAGCCAGAAGUGGGAGGAAAGCUGGGCAGGGCAGGACAGCUGCACCAAAACACCAGCUGCCACCGCCGGGCUGAAGACAUGGGGAAGGGGUUUCACGGCCUCAUCAGUGGCCUGAGGGGACUUCGUUGCAUUAGCUGGGCUUACGGUAAAUGUGAGGAAUUACAGGAGACCUGACUCCCUUAGUGUCAGGUGAAAACAGCUCCAUACCUGGGGAAGAACUUUCUGGCCACGGGUGAUGAUUGACCUUCCAGUGAAAGCACAGGUGAGGGUGGAGCCCCCCCCAGUGGACAGAUACUCAUUUAUCAACAGCUUUUUUUUUUUUUUUUUCCUUAAAACUGAAAUGGAUUUUAUCGUGUGACAUUGUUUUCUUAUGCAAAUAAAUAAUGUUCACUGUUUAAAACCUAAAAUGUAGCCAAAUAAUAAAAUCAGGAAAUAUAUGACCA
Sus scrofa (pig) is the source of this 2077-nucleotide messenger RNA. It is a transcript of the gene MDH2, whose product is annotated as malate dehydrogenase 2. NCBI's taxonomy places the organism in Eukaryota, Metazoa, Chordata, Mammalia, Artiodactyla, Suidae. Gene Ontology annotation, biological process: malate metabolic process; tricarboxylic acid cycle. Gene Ontology annotation, molecular function: L-malate dehydrogenase (NAD+) activity. The record is from RefSeq and is marked provisional. Gene Ontology annotation, cellular component: mitochondrion; cytoplasm.